Molecule: messenger RNA, 8165 nt
Organism: Sphaerodactylus townsendi
Lineage: Eukaryota; Metazoa; Chordata; Lepidosauria; Squamata; Sphaerodactylidae
Product: hybrid PKS-NRPS synthetase fsa1-like
Exons: 7
Coding region: 81-6338 (2085 amino acids)
Biological process (GO): fatty acid biosynthetic process
Molecular function (GO): fatty acid synthase activity
Source: RefSeq, a predicted model, not a curated record
GUUUCUAACACCGGCAGGUAAACCACUCUGAGAAAUGACUCUCUAAAUCGUCUAUGGACCAACGAAACCAAAUAUGAAAAAUGAUGGAAACCAAAAAUGAAAUUGCCAUUGUGGGGAUUGGAUGUAAUUUUCCUGGAGGUGAAGGAAUUGAUAAUUUCUGGCAAGUACUAAAAAAAGGCAAAAACUGUACUAUAGAAAUACCUCAAGAAAGAUUUGACAUCAAAGACUGGUAUGAUCCAGACAGCAGCAAACCGGGAAAAACAAGCACAAGACAUGCAGCUUUCACUGAAGAGUUUAACACAUUUGACAACAAGCUUUUUGGAAUCACUGAUGUGGAAGCUCAGCGUAUGGAUCCCCAGCAGAAAUUGCUUCUGGAAUGUACCCAUCGAGCACUGGAAGAUGCUGGAGUCACUAGAGAAAAAAUUAAUGGCACCAAAACAGGAGUUUUUGUUGGUAUGAUGAAUCGAGACUACGGAUUUAUAAGCAGCUACGGUGCCUCUGAAAUAAACCAUUAUGAUGGCACAGGGGCAGCAAUGAGCAUAGCUGCCAACAGGAUUUCAUACACUUUUAAUCUGACUGGCCCAUCCAUUGCUGUUGAUACCGCCUGCUCCUCAUUCCACUAUGCUUUGCACAUGGCCUCAAAUGCAAUUAAACAAGGUGAUUGUGAAGUUGCUGUUUGUGGAGGCGUGAACUGCAUCAUAGAUCCUCGGAUGUUCGUAACACUGAGUAAAGCAAAAAUGAUUUCUCCUGAAGGGAUCAGUAAACCCUUUUCUAAAAAAGCAGAUGGUUAUGGAAGAGGAGAAGGCUGUGGUGUUCUGCUGCUGAAACCAUUACAGAAGGCAAAAGAAGAUUUCAACAAAAUAUGGGGCAUUAUCAGUGUCAGUGCCGUCAACCAGAGUGGAAGAUCUGUCACUCCAAUCACCAAACCAUCUCAACAGGAACAAGAAAACCUGCUACGCAGCAUUUAUCCAUCUCACGUCAAUCCAUCCGAGCUGCAAUAUGUUGAGGCUCACGGCACAGGAACCCCUGCCGGAGAUCCCACCGAGGCUGAGAGUAUAGGCAACGUCAUUGGUAAAAAGAGGUCUCCUGAAAUGCCUGCUCUCAAGAUGGGCUCUGUUAAAGGGAACAUUGGGCACACCGAGUCGGCUGCCGGGGCUGCGGGCUUAAUCAAGGUUCUUCUCAUGAUGCACCACGGGAAGUUUGUCCCCUCCUUGCAUUUCUCUGAGGACACUAGCAGCAUCGAUACAAAGAAAUUAAACCUUUCCAUUCCAACCAGUGUAGAGAUGUGGGAAAGGCCUAGUAAAUCUGGCAGGGCAGCUGGGGUCAACUGUUUUGGAUUUGGGGGGACCAAUGCUCAUGUGGUUGUCAGACAGGUUAAACAAACACAGGCCCUCCCCUCAGUCAAAAGGGCUGUUGAACUGUUUGUCCUUUCUGCAGCUUCAGGCCAUUCUCUCCAACUGACAGUGGAAGACACCGCUAGGCGUGUGAACACAAGCAAGUCUGUUACACUCCCAAACGCAGCCUAUACAUCUGCGUGCAGGAGAAGCCACCUGAACUUCAAAUACAGAAAAGCAUUCGUGGCAUCUUCUCUGCAGCACUUAGAACAGCAGCUUUUAUCUGCAGCCAAAACGGAAAUGGUUCCGUUCAAGAAAGUUCCACAACUGAUCUUUGUCUUCCCUGGAAACGGCCUAAAUUUGAAAGGAGUCUUCAAGACUUUGUUUCGAUCUGAACCGGUGUUCAGAGACAAAUGUGAAGAAAUAGAAAGAUUAUUCCGGCAAUGGAUAUCCGUUCAUAUCCUCGAACGGACCGAAAGUGGCUGUGAUGAUUUGACGAGACCCGAAAUAGCCCAGCCGGUGCUCUUCACCCUGCAGGUGGCAUUGGUGACGCUUCUGCAGCACUGGGGAAUUAAGCCAACUGCUGUCCUGGGCCAUUCGGUUGGGGAGGUUGCUGCUGCCCAUUGUGCUGGGUUUAUUUCCCUGGAAGAUGCUGUCAAGGUCAUCUACCACAGGAGCAGGUUACAGGCAAAGGCUACUGGAGGCAGAAUGCUGGUGGUUGGUAACAUCUCCGUUCAAGAGGUGUCGGAAGCCAUUGGAGCGUACUCUGGGAAGGUUUGCGUUGCAGCAUUUAACAGCCCUCAGUCUUGUACCUUGUCGGGAGAUGCAGAUUCCAUCCAUGCCAUUCAGAAAGAGCUGGCUGAAAGCUUUGGUGGGAGAGAUGUGUUCCUUCAAGUUCUCAAUGUAACAGCUGCAUAUCACAGUCAUAUGAUGGAUCCAGUACUGCAAGAGCUGGCAGAAAGCCUAUCAGGAUUAAAGAAAGGGAAGCCAGAAAUUGAUCUAAUUUCUACGGUAACAGGAAAGGCGGCCUCAGAUGGCGAUUUUGUCACAGGGGGCUACUGGGCCAGGCAGGUUCGAGAUCCUGUUUCAUUUGUCCAGGCCAUUAUGUCUUCAGUGGAGGACAAGCAAAACAUUGCGUUAAUUGAAAUCGGUCCCCACAGAGCAUUACAGAGGAACAUUAUUGAAACAUUAGGAAAGCAAACCAAAGUUUUUCCUUCCUUGCAAACUGACAGAGAGUAUGAGGGACUGCUUGCACUUGUAAAGGACCUCUUUGAACUGGGAUUCAAUCCAUAUUGGUCACAUCUCUAUGAUGGCUAUCAAAGCUUGCCAGCUACAUAUCCCAGGUACCAGUUUGAUCGUAAGAAGCUGAACACCAGCAUAAGCCUGCUGCCACAACAUGAGGCCUCAAACUUGAACCACCCUUUAAUUCAAAGUGCCAAUAAUGACAAUACAGAAUUCAGGUGUUCUAUAUCUCAGGCACAAACUCCAUAUGUCUAUGGGCACAAGCACAAUGGCGUCGCUCUAGUUCCUGGGGCCUUUUUUGUUGAACUUGCUUUAGCAGCUGUGAUGAUUAGCUCAAGACCAAAAGUCCCACUAAAUUUCUGUCAGAUUAUGGUAAGGUUUACUUCACCGUGUGUUUUAAGUGAAGAGUCCCAUGAGUUGAAGGUGAAAAUAGAACUGCAAAAAGGAGAGAAAGAUUUCAAAAUACUUUCUCCAUCUAAUACAGUUUAUGCUGUGGGCCGUGUGGCAUGGAACCCUAACCAGGAACUGUCACCUGAAGAAAAGAGUGUUUCUUUUACAGAUAUUUUUCAGCGGUGUAAAUCGUUAGUAAGCCGUGAUGAAGUCUAUGAAAUGUUAUCUUCCUUUGGGUUCCAGUAUGACUUAACAAUGAAACAGAUAAAUGAUGUAUUUUAUGGUGAAGAACUGAAGGAAGCUAUUACGGUUAUUAAGGUAAACAAACAGACAGCAGCAGAAAUGCACGAGUUUUUUAUCCAUCCAAUCCUUUUAGACUGUUUUCUGCAAAUGAUCGGGGUGAUUACCACAAAAACUUUAAAAAAUGGUAUAGGAUUUCCUUCUUCGAUAGGCAGCCUUGUUAUUGUGAGGCCUUUGGAAGUGGAAAUGUUGAUCUAUCUGAAAGUAAGCAAGUCGACAGAGAACUAUUUAGAGUUCUGUGGGUGCUUUACAGAUAAACAUGGUUCCGUAUUAGCUGAGAUGAAAUGUGUUAGGAUUACUCUUGUGAAGGAAAUUUCCAAAAGUGAACACGAUGUGCUAUUUGAAAAUAAAUGGAAGGAAAUACCUCAUUCCCAGACAAUCCAAAAUUCAGGAGAUGCACCCAAGGUAGCAGUGUUUGCUGACAAAAUAGGAGUCUCUCAGCAGCUUAAAAAAUUCUUACAUAAGGAUUCUAGGUUUUUGAUGUACAAAGACUGGGAAAACUUGUUGGAAGUCAAUAGCCUGGAAUCGCCUGUCCAGGCAAGAAUUAAACUGGCGCUGCAGGAUUACAGUGAUGUUUUGUUUAUGUGGGGAAUCUACCGAUUAAAUGACGAUCCAAACUCUGUAGUUGCACAUUUGUCGAAAUGCUGUGAAGCUCUUCGGCAACUUGUUAUUGCUUUGAGAACGAAGAACUGUCGUUGUUCCAUCAAGAUCAUCACAUACAGGACUACAGAGAAGUUUGUAGACCAUAUUAAUCCUGGCUUUGCUUUGUAUGGCAUGGUGCGAAGUUGUAUGGUUGAAGUUUCCGAAAUCACAUUUCAACUGAUUGAUAUCAGCUCCACAAACACAUUAGACAUCUCAGCCUUAGCAGAUGUCUUAGCAGAAUAUAAAGAUUAUCCAGAAAUCCGUAUCCAUCAUGGGAAAGUAUACAUGUCUGAGAUGAGACGCACUUUGGUCAAUGAUGUACCUGACAAUUUACCUUCUCAGGCUUGUCAGAAUUCUGAGCCGUUCAGCCUUUACACUUCUGACCCAUAUGAAGUGAGGGACUUGUUUGCUGAGCUGGAUGAUAACGAUGACAUUCCUAUUGAUAAUCAUAGUGUUGAAGUUCAGGUUGAAAAAAUAAGUCCCCAUUCUGAAGACUACUUCCCUGUUAGUGUCACAAGCUGUAACUUUGGGAACACAUUAUACUGGAAUUCACAGACAGUUGGUAAGCACAGGCUCCUAGCCCUGGAUUGCAGUGGGAAGGUAGUUGCAGCUGGCAGAAAAGUGAAAGAGGUGGCGGUGGGAGACCACAUUGUUUCAUGUUACCCAGUUACUGCAUCUUCCAGAAUCAGGAUCCCAGAAGUGGUUUGCUUGAACACUCAGAAAUUCCCAUGCUUUGAAACUGUGCCAUGUGUGUCCUCCUUUAGAAUUGCGUGGGAAAUUUUGCAUCAAACGUUGCCAGAAAUGAAACAGAAGGGAUCUUUAGGCAUUAUUUCUACUGAACCAGAGUCAGUUUUGUGCAAAGUGAUGAAUCUGUCAGCUCAGGAAGCAGGAUGGAAAACCAUAUGUACCAAGUCUGACUCUGAUCUGAAGCAACACAUUGAUCAAUGCAGUGCCCUUGUUUUCCUGCCUCCCCUGGAAAGGUUGCCCAAGGAUGUUUUAGGUCUCCUUUCAAAACUCCGGCAUGUGGUAGUGGUAUGUGACAACCGCCAUGCGGAAUGUCUGAGAUCUCUCAUUGGAAAUGAUCAUGAAAACUUUCAAGUUCAUGUUCUCAGUCUUAUCAACAUUUUCCAGAAAGCAUCUUUGAAGAAAAAAAUUAAGCCUUUUUCCAGUUGGAUGAAGUCUUUGCAGCUGAAACAGCCUGUGAACUUUCCAUGUUCAGUUUUUCAACCAACUGAGACGUGUGAGAGCACAGCCUCAUCCCAUUUUACCAGAAAAGCAGUCCCCUUAAUAAUAUUAAAAGGUAAAAUGUGUAACAACCAUUUUGUAGAUAUACCACUGUAUGGCGGAAAGGGGAAAAUGUUUAAGGAGAAUGCUGUCUACAUAGUUACAGGAGGACUCACUGGUCUUGGCUUUGAAACAGUGAGAUUUUUAGCUGAAAAUGGAGGAGGCGGCAUUGCGAUUCUUUCACGAAAAAGCCCAAGUGUCGAGAAGGAGAAAGAGAUAAGGGAUUUGCAGAAUCAGAAUAAACACAGCAGAAUAAUCACUCUACAAUGCAAUGUCAUCUUUAGAGCUGAUGUUGAAAAAGCUAUCCAUGCAAUCAGCAAAACCUUUCCCAAGUGUCCUAUCAAAGGGGUGUUCCACAGUGCUGUGGUUUUACGUGAUGGAUCCAUUGAAGCCUUGACGAUGCCUCUCUUCAAGGAGGUUUUCAGUCCUAAGGUUGCAGGAGUCAUGAAUCUUCACUAUGCUACUCAAGGUCAGGAUCUGCACUAUUUCGUAUGUUAUUCAUCAGUUGCUUCAUUUCUUGGAAAUUCGAUGCAAGCAAACUAUGCUGCGGCUAAUUCCUUCCUGGACCUUUUCUGCCAUUACAGGAGAAACUGUGGACUUGCAGGGCAAUCCAUUAAUUGGGGUGCCUUGAAUCUUGGAUUACUGCAAAAUCAAAAUGAGAUUCAAAAUUUCUUGGAAUCAAAAGGUAUAGCAAUUCUGCAAGGGCGUGAUUUUCACGAGUAUUUAAAACGCAGUUUAAUUCUGAACAAUCCUCAACAAGCCAUCAUAAAGUUCAACUUCAGAAAUUUUGCCAAUUAUUUCACAUCUCAAAAUCCUGCAUUCAGAAAUCGCAUGCAUUCAGUUAUGACAGAAAUCGGUGGCAGCAAUUUUGAGCUUUCAGAGCCAACGGUGCCCCAAUUGACUCCAGUUAAGUCUGAAGAUUAUAUCACGGCCUUGGUGAGUCAACUCAUUGGUAUAGACCCAAGUGAAAUUGCAUUAAAGGAAUCACUUUUGUCCAAUGGCAUUGACUCCAUGUUAGCUAUGACUCUGCAGAAUCAUAUUUUCCAGGAACGACGAGUCAGUAUACCACUUGUGAAGCUACUUGAUCCUCAUACGACAGUGUUUAGCCUUGCAUUGCUUCUGGAAGAAAAAUCUAAGAAAAUCUGAAAAUCUGACAAAUAAUGCUUCAGAAAAACAGAAUACUGAAGACUACUGAAGAGCCAGUUGAUAGUUUUAAUAUCACUUUUGGAAGUCUAAAUGAUGAUAAUAACUGCUAAUCCUCAACAGAAGCCAUAAUUUGUUUGUAUGAAGUAGUUGGAAUUGAAUUCUUCUUUCAUGUAACCUUUUCUUCACCAAAGAAAAUGUAGGUUUUCAUUUCCCCCCUCUUUUGUUAAACACAGAAUUGAGUCCACAGAAUUGAGUCAGAAUUGUUAAACACAGAAUUGAGUCCAGUAGUGCCUUAGAGUUUUUGUGGGUAUAACCUUUCAAUAGUCAGUGAUCCCUUCAUCAGACAAAGAGAUCUUUGACUCUUGAAAAUGUUGUUGCUCUCUCGAAUCUUUCUUGAAUAGGACUUGAAUCUAGUUGCCCUACUGUAGACUAACAUGACUACCCUCUGAAACUCAGAACCGUAUUAUAAAUGUGCAUACUAUGUUCCACUGUACUAUGUCAGUAUUUAAGGAAGACGUUGCACUGUAUUUUGUUUUACAUCUUUCCUUUAAAAUAUAAAAUAAAAAAAAUAAAAUUAGCGAUGAACUUGGGCUAAUCGGGCUGCUAUGAGAAAAAUAAAAGUAGUAUAUAUAUUUUUCCAAUAGACACAAUUUGCAUUCCAGAAUUGAUAUGAUUUGGACAAAUGGACAAUUAAUAGGAAAAAUGAAAAAAAUUCAAUAGAGCCAAAACUUAUUUCAGAUUAUAGCCCAAUUUGUUGGGGAUUCGGUCUACAAUCUAAACAAUGCACUUGGAAAUUAAAAGAUUGGAUAUUAGACAAAGGAAACAUAAUAGAAUCAAGUUUUAAAAAUUUAGAAGAAUUCUUUACUAUUAACAAUGGAUAAGUGCAAUAUGAAAAUAUUAUCUGGCAGGCUAGUAAAGUCUUCAUUAGAGGGAUAUUUAUUCAAACAAAGUAAAAUAAAUAACCAAAAGAAGCAGAGGAUCUAAUUCAAGAAAUAAAGCAGUUAGAGAAUACAUUAAAAAUAAAACCAAAAGAAAAAAUGGAGAAAAAUUAAUUAUCCUUAAUAACCCACACAGGAAAAAUGGCUACAAGAAAGGGCAAACAAUUUGGUUUAUUAGGCAGAAGCACUUUAUUUCUGCUAAAAACUACUGAUUUAGAUAAAAUAAUAUGGAGCAGUAAUGAGAAAUUGGUGAGCAAGAUUUUAUAAAUAUUUAUUAAAAAUGGAUUUGGAAGAAGAGGUAAAGAAACAAUGAUAAAAUGGGCCCAAGAUUUUGGAGAAUCAGUGCAAUACUCUGAAUGGAAAAGAAGUUGAAAAAAACAUCAAAAUUUCACUCUAAGCAUAGACUUAAAGGAAAACUUCUAUAAAGUUUUCCAUAAAUGGUAUUUAACCUCUCUUCAAUUUGCUAAAAUUGUUAAAAAUUCUACUCCAAUUUGUUGGAAGUGCAAGAGAUAUACUACACAACUUCACAUGUGGUGGAGUUGUAGAAAGAUAAAGAAAAUUCUGGGAAAAAUACAUAAAUAUACGCAAUGAAUAUUAGUGGGAAAAAAAUUGAUUUAAAUCCAGAAAAAUAUUUACUCAAAAUCUGAUAUAACAAUGAAUCAACUGAGAAUCUUAAUCUAUUUCUAUAUUUAACUACGGCGGCAAGAGUGUUGAUAGCAAGAAAAUGGAAAAAUGACAAAACUGAACUGAAUUGAUCCUACACUACAUGGAAAUAGACAGAUUAUCCUCUUGCCUGAAGAAUCUUCAAAUGAAAAUGUUGAAAAAAUGUGGAAUCCCAUGAAGACAUUCUUAAAAAUAAAAUAUAAUAAACAACUGUUUUGUAAAAUGU